Messenger RNA from Fulvia fulva, 2430 nucleotides. RefSeq lists its product as uncharacterized. The record is from RefSeq and is a predicted model, not a curated record. The coding region runs from base 1 to 2430 and encodes 809 amino acids. Lineage: Eukaryota; Fungi; Ascomycota; Dothideomycetes; Mycosphaerellales; Mycosphaerellaceae. The transcript is spliced from 3 exons.
AUGUGUGCUGUGCGAGAUGGUGCUACCAGCACUUCAGGCGAAUCCAGUGGCUUGUUCGUCACACCUACAUCGAGCAGCCACGAAGACGAAGGCCCCACUACACAGCCACCAGCACUGAAUGCGGUCAACUUCGACGAUGACGACGAGCUAUAUCGCUGUACCCCCGACCCUAAUCGCCGCGCAACAUCAAGAUCCAGUGCAGCAAUUCUUCGAGAGACUUAUCUCGCUGCCCGACGUAGGAGAAUCACGAGCCAGACGCCUUCACCGCAAUCGCAGCAGAGCCGAUCCAUUACUGGAAGACGUGGACCGUUCCGCGAAGACUCCUCCUCGUCAGUGCCAUCAGCAUCACGCCCAAGUACCAAGCACAGUGGGAACGAGCAUGAAGCCCACGGCGAGAGCACCACCCAAGAGAACCUUGUUAUCCCGCUCACAAGUCGGCAUAACCCCUUCUACUCAAGCUCACACCAAGAACAAAAUGUUCCAACCACCCGGCGCACCAAGCACCACCAUCCGCGACGCCAAAGCUCGGCGGAAACAAAUCCAAUCCGCAGUCCCACCAGCUUGGUGCGACCUGGUAAUGGUCACAAUAGCAGUCAAGAUCCUCCGCGAAGACACCUCCCCUUACGUCAGAACUCUCGCCCUGCAAGCCCUUCGCGAGCACGCUCAGAGACCGGAUCAAGCUUUCCUGGCUUUGUCCAAGAAGUGAGCGACCGCACUCCCGAGCUCGAAGAUACAGAAAUGGUGGAUGCGACGGCUAGCCAGACGGAAGAGCGACGAGAGAUCCCGUCCUCGUCGCCAUUGAGUAGUCUUCGCUCCACACCGGAGAUCCAGGAGCGGGACUGGGAGAUUGUCCGGUUGGAGGCGACGAGGGUGAAGGAUUGUGUGCGAGAAAGGAAAAUCGCAUGGCGGGGAACGAGACAUUCGAGCGCUAUUAUGAGAAUGCGGCCUGGUGGGGAGGUAGUGUUGAACGUUGCUGGUGUGCGCUGGGGUGGGAUGAGGGAGCAGACUGUUGAGCCGGGUGAAGUUGACAAUGAUGGGAUGGUGAGGGUAUACUGGGCUACGACGUGGCAUCCUGACUGGGAUUUACCUAAGAGUCUCGUCGCGGGGUGGGAGAGGGAGUAUGGUGAGGAUGAGGUGUCGAAGGAAGAUAAGCAGCAACCACGCUGGUGGCUGUGGCCUGAGCAGACUGAGGAUUGCUUACCAUCAGAACCCGAACCUGAUCCCGGGGAGAGGGAACUGAUGCCCUUGACAGAUGAUGAGACGUUCACACUGGAGCCUGGAAAAGACUACACCAUCAGCUUCCUCGAAGAGCGCCGAGCCGCAUUAUCACUCCCAGAACCAGACCACGCCAUUCCCGAGUCAACAAUCAUCCGAUUCCUGAACAUGCACGUUCGCAACCGUCUUCGAGUCGUCGACAGCUUCGAAGAACAUGCAUUCCGCUCAAACACGCUCUUCGUUCGCACGAGCUUGAUCUACAUCUUCGGCACAGCGAUGAUCAGACCAUGCAGCCACUGCCGUGAUGGAGGUGGGCCGUAUCCGAGAUGUGUUAUCUGGUUGAAUGAGUUGGGUGGGGCUUGUUGCAAUUGUGCGUUCUCGCGGCGGGGGGUGGGGUGUGAGUAUCAUUUUGCAGUGCGCUGGUUCAAAGCUUCUGCUCUUGCCGCAGAUGGAGAUGCGGUGAUGGUGGAUGAGGAUAGUGAUCCUUCUCCGCCGUCUGAUUAUCCAUCAAUUGACCCAUCGAAUGAACCUACCAGCACUCCACCAUCUUCAGACCCGGACAAUGUGGAAUCUCGCGAUGCUCAGCAUUCGGGCCAGAUCAUAUCUGUUCGCCAUGACAUGCCCGACUUCGGCCAUGAUGGUGAUCCUGACAAAGAACAACGUCAACGUUCCUCGUCACCAGCCGGCCGGCAACAUCACCAACAUACGCAGGCACGGCCCAUUGGUAAACUUAAGGCUAGCGACGGCCCAUCUCGCAAGACGACCCCAAGCAGAACCCGCAGCGACUCCACCACCAGCAUUAAAUCCGAGCAAUUCGAAUCCAGCCCCUCAGGCAGCAGCACCUUCCACCACCCCGGCUGCCCAGCUCCCCCAGCACCAUGUCGAGAUCCCAUCUGCGGACAAAACAUCUCCUCAAACCCCACCCACCACACCCCCGUCUUCCGCGGCGACUCUUUCCGCAAAGGCCAAGCCACAGACGACCAAGUCAACUUCAUCCUCAGCUGCUGUACUUGCACCAAUACGCAAGCGCUUCAGCAGGCGUGGGAGGAGUUUCGGGGUAGGGAAGAGAGGAACGGGGUGUCGCAGUCGUUGUCGAGGUAUGAGAGUCGGGAAAGAUACUUUUCAAGUGAUUGUUGGCGGGUUUUGAAUCAGCUUGUUGGAUGGUGUCCGGAGAAGUGGAGGUUCGAGGGGGAGAUUGAUCUGACGGAUGAUUGA